Molecule: messenger RNA, 1112 nt
Organism: Dermacentor andersoni
Lineage: Eukaryota; Metazoa; Arthropoda; Arachnida; Ixodida; Ixodidae
Source: RefSeq, a predicted model, not a curated record
AUGCUGAGCCACGAAGUACCGAGUUUGCCAUGGCAGGUUGUUGGGGUCGAUCUUUUUCACCACGAAGGCAAUGAUUACCUCAUAGUGGUAGAUUCCUACUCGUUUUUCUUCGAGGUUCGCAAGCUUAGUCGGACUACCGCUGCUGUUGUGAUCAACGCAAGUGCAGAAAUCUUCGCGACACAUGGCAUUCCCGCCAAACUGUGCACUGACAACGGCCCUCCUUUCAGCAGUGCAACAUUUCAAGCAUUCACAGGUCAAUUUAAUAUCAGCCACACCACUUCUAGCCCGUACCAUCCGCGCGCCAACGGCUUGGCAGAGCGUGCCGUUCAGGAAGCUAAACAUCUGCUAAACAAAUGCCCGUUUUCUACCCUUGAAUUUUACAGUGCGUUGUUGGAGUGGCGGAAUACUCCGAGGGACGAACAGUUGCAGUCGGCAGCUCAAAGGCUCAUGGGACGUCACACCAGAAGCCAACUCCCGGUUCUCAACUGUCACCUGGAGCCCAAGACGAUACCCACGGAAGCAAUCCGUCAGCGACUACAAGAGAUACGACAUAAACAGCGUUCCUACUACAACAGAACGACACGGGCUUUGCCAGACCUUCGUAGCGGAAACAGAGUGUCCGUAUACGACACCCAAAGCAGAACGUGGGCCCCGGCCAUGGUAAUUGGUCCUGCAGGGGCACCGCGAUCCUACUUAGUGGCUACAGACAGUGGACAGCAGUUACGCCGUACGAGAGAGCAUCUCAGGGCCACAGAUGCUGCUCAGCCUGCUGAAUCACAAGCAGAAACCCGAAGACAGGCUGUGCCAAGUACGCCAGCAGACGCAAUUCAAGCCCCACUUCGAAGAAGUGAACGGGUACGCCAAGAGCCGCAACGUUAUCCACUUCCUGAACGUAAAUAGCAAAGCGAUCCUUGUUUGGAAAUGAAAAUGUUCUUCAAUGUUCCUUCGUUGUUCUUUCUUUUUUUUUCUCCCAAAGAAGGGAAGAUGUACUGGAUCGCAAUAUCAUGCCUGGAAGUCAACCAGUGCGCAUGUGCAACACGCCCCCUACUUAUCGCAGCGCUUCUUAUAUACCCGGCUGCGUUUCGGAAUAAAGUGCUUUUUGUUACCUGCUA